Colletotrichum phormii is the source of this 736-nucleotide messenger RNA. RefSeq lists its product as uncharacterized. The transcript has a single exon. Bases 185 to 637 code for a protein of 150 amino acids. The record is from RefSeq and is a predicted model, not a curated record. Lineage: Eukaryota; Fungi; Ascomycota; Sordariomycetes; Glomerellales; Glomerellaceae.
CCUUCGCUAUUCAAAGUGUGUACCAAGUGGUAUUUCGUUUCUCUAAUCGCUCGAUUUUCAACUCCAACAAGUUCAACUCUUGGCGUUCUCAUCUGUAUCACACGAUCAUAGUUAGAAACUGCCAUCGCCACUGGCCUUUUUGACUAUGUUUUACAUGACAAGUCUCACAACUUUUUGAUACCUAAUGUUGGCAUCUCCUCUUCACCAUGUCAGAUAUGACGAGGUCAAGUUAUAUCGCUUAUAUCGGACUCUACCCAACGUUGCUUGUGCAACCUUUAGGAAGGCAAUAUGCUCUUCAUACCAGAUCGUAUUUCUCUUCAACUUCCGCAAUCUCUAUUCAAGAACAACAUUCGUCUCGUUCGAUCCCAUCUUCAUGUGGAGAGAUGACUGCUCUUUGACAAAGCUACACUGGAUGGUCGGCGAAGCUUCGGGUACUGGGCCUUGCCCACCUGCUUUUGCAUCCAGAGCUCAUCUUAGUAGUCAAACGUGCCUCGAACUCAGUAUGUACUUACCGAGAGUAUCGUUCAUCUCCAGUAGUAUCAUACCCACCUUGGCUCGGAUCCUCCUCAGCCAACGCAGUAAUGUUUCUCGUGGUAUGGACAGGCUGCCUAUCAUCCAAUUAUCAAACGCACACUGAGAUCAUGUGGAUACGGCCUCUUCGCCACUAAAUAUCAAUCUCAUCUUCUGCUAUUUAUCUGGCAUAGUUGUCGUUGGAGCUUACAUAUGAGACGAGGGC